Molecule: messenger RNA, 930 nt
Organism: Auanema sp. JU1783
Lineage: Eukaryota; Metazoa; Nematoda; Chromadorea; Rhabditida; Rhabditidae
Source: the annotation of a GenBank genome assembly
AUGUUGAGACACUAUGUGUUCCUCCCCAUAUUUCUGCUGUCUUUUAGAUAUGUAUUCGCUGUGAUCAACGGAAUCCCUACAACAAGUGCAAAAGUUAAAUCACAAGCUGUCUUACUUAUUGGAUCAGCUGGUUUGGAAAAAAACCGAAAAAUAAUCUGUGGAGGAGCUCUAAUUACCACAAAUGUUGUUCUGACGGCAGCUCAUUGUGUUUACUCCAACUCUUCCUUCGCCACUUCGAUACAAGUUCGCCUCAAUACCUUCAACAUUCGACGUUACGAACCGGCUGAAAUUAGGCUUUUGUCCAGAGCCAUAGAAAUAUUUCCUAACUAUAGAGAAGAUGAAGACGCUAGUGAAGAUCUAGCUAUAGUUUAUCUUCCUCGACCUAUUACGGAGGCUUGUAGUUUAAAGGAUGGACCUGAAAUAGCUCGUCUUCCUCCAUCACCUUAUACUGUUCCCCUUCAUGCGAACCCUAUGCUAUCCUAUCUAAUGACACCGCUUUCUGAUUUCGAAAUGGAAACGGGAUUUUGCUUUGUACACGGCUGGGGACUCAACGGAAAUAGUCAGACAGAUGAACCAUCGACAGCUUUAUUAAGAUUAAGUAUUCGUACUCUCUAUGGAAAAAAAGUUCUUGUUGGAGAACCUUUGUCACCUCUAACCAAACUAUGCAUGGGUGAUUCCGGAAGUCCUGUGUAUUGUUUAGUAAGAGGCCAGAACUUUUUGGUUGGGAUAGUCUCAGAAUUGAGUACUUGGAUGCCGGAUACGAAAGCUGAUGUUGAUCAAACGACAGAUGAAAGAGCUCGCUGUAUGAUGUACGAUUUCGUAGUCAUUGUCGACCUCCGUCAUAAAGUUUCUGGAAUUCAGACAAUUUUUAAUCAGAGAGGACUUACUCAACAACUCAAACAUGGACAACAACAGUGCUCAUAUUUAUAA